This is a messenger RNA of Medicago truncatula (barrel medic), 1677 nucleotides long. RefSeq lists its product as uncharacterized. The record is from RefSeq and is a predicted model, not a curated record. The coding region runs from base 1 to 1221 and encodes 406 amino acids. The transcript has 3 exons. Lineage: Eukaryota; Viridiplantae; Streptophyta; Magnoliopsida; Fabales; Fabaceae.
AUGCACAAGAGAAAAGAGGUCUGUCCUAUUGAAAAUACUCGAGGAGAAGUAGCUGUACAGAAUAUCUUGAAAUCAUGUGCCAAACAAGAGAAAUCAAAGCAGCCAGUGAAGAAGUGUAAAUCAUUGUCCAAGGUUUCAUUCUCUGAUGAUAAUUUAAUUCAGUUUGAUAAAGGCGACACGACUAAAGUGCAUUUUUCUCCUGAUGUUGAACUUUCGAGACCACUUUCUGCAUUUCAAGAGGAGGGGAUUAAUAGCAUAAACACAGAAGUGGUUAAAUCUGAAUCUUCUCAGCCUUCAGCUACGGACCGAGAUGCAAGUUCAAGGACCUAUAAGGCGCCAAAUGAAGAUAUGAUUGGUAAAUCUUGUUCCUUGCUUGAAGAGGAGAAGAAGGGGGUAGGAAAUUACAACAUGGAGCAUAACUUCAAUGGUUUGUCACUCAAUUCUAGUGGCAAGCUAAUCAAGUUCGGCUUAAGUGGAAAAGUUGAAAUGAAACACCAAGGUGGUUCGCAAUUGCAGAUAUCCACCGUGAAUAUGAUCCAACCAGUGAAGGUUCACAGUAAUGAAACACUCCAAAAUCAAAGCCUUGGUGUCAGCGGAAAUGCUAUUUCAAAUAUUCCGGAGCAUAUUAUAGCAAGAACCAAUCCUAAAGGAAUCAUCUCACGGCCUAAAUUGAGAAAUAGUAAGAUGAAUGACAGAAAAAGGAUCCAUCGUGGUACAAGUUCAGCAUCUGGAAUACCAUUUUCAUCACCACCACGAACAUCACGGAUGUUCUCACCAGCUCACCAAGGGCCUACUUGGAGCCAUGAUUUCCCCAAUACCAAUGUGUGUCCGGUUCAAGUUUCUCAACCGACACAUAUUCCAACUACUCAUGUUCCAAAUCCACCUUCUGCCACAAAUAGGAACAUAACUAAGGCAGCUGCCAAAGUUACUCAUAUUCCAGUUACUCGUGCAUUCUCAAAUUCAAGGACGAGACCUAACAAGUUUCCUGAAGUUGAAAAACAAGAGAAUUUAACUCAGAUGAAUGUGGAUCAGGAUAGCUCAGCUACUGACUCUGAUAGAGAUUUGCAGGGUAACACAAGAGAAGUUGAUUCAUUGGACCCGAAUGGCAUGCCAAAGCACUCUGAGAAUGUGGAUCAGGAUAGCUCAGCUACUGACUCUGAUAGAGAUUUUGAAGAUCAGAAAAAGUUGACAAAACCAUCAAAACAGUCGGAAUGGAAAUAAGAGUCGAAAAGUUAACCUGACUUGAUUUGGUUGUCCAAGAACUUAUAAAAGGAAGGAAGUGAAGCUUCAGUUUCAGAGGUAGGAAAUGAAGAUUCAUCAUAGCAAAUCAUCUCAAUCGUGUUUGUGGCACAACAAUUGUUUAUGUCAUUUUGAUAAUUGGAGACUUGUCAUGUCAUUUAGAUAAUUUGAGACUUGUCUAUUUGGUAAAAUCUAAAUAUUAUAAUGAAACUUUUAUUUAUGUAAUUCUGAAGAUAUUGAACAAUUACAAUGGCUUAUAUAUUAAAUGACUUUGUUUGGGUAAAAGUAUUUAUAUGUUUCACUUGUAAGUGAAAGAGAUAUCAGAUGAUUGAGUUGAAUUAAAUUUUGUUAUGCAAUGGAAUGAAUGUUGUAUGGGGAGCUUUCGCACAACGGUAAAGUUGUUGUUACGUGACUGAAAGAUCACAAAUUCAAGUUCUG